AGAUGGCUUUGAAGUUGUGACACCUAUUGGGCCUGCAAAGGGCCAUCACGAACUUGUAGGUGCAUAUCUUGCCAUUGGAAACCUUCCUGAUUAUGUUUUGAUCAUCAAGCUGUAUAUGGUGAAAUAGUGGAGGAUUUAAAAAUAAUUGAGAGUGUUGGGAUAAAUGUUCCUGGCCAUGAUACUGUCAAGGGUUCACUUGUUUUUAUUACAGGAGACAACUUAGGAAGUCACACAUUAGAUGGUGAAUGCAAAACUUUUGAAAGGAGGACGGUUGAUUCGUACAGAAACUGUCUAACAAAAGUAAAAGUUAAUGCUGAAACGAAGGAAAUUACCCCCUAUCAUGGUAUUAAAUUUAAUUCUGUCUUCAAUGAUCAGCUAUACUACCACGGGUGCGUUCGCUUUAGGCGCUCACGCGCUGUAAGCGCUUAUAAGCAUUGCUUAUGCCGUUCGCUUUGGCGUUGUAAGCGCUCAGAGACGCAUUUAUGACGUCAGUGUAACGUCAUGACUCGUGCUCACAAAUGCUUAUUCUAUCCAGGUGAGGCAGCAAGAGCGUGAGCGCUUACAGCGAAAGUGUCCAAAACGAAUGCGUGCCGAACGCUGUGUUGCUGUAUCGGAUUGGGAAUUUUGAACACUAGGAACAUGAAUAAGAGACCAUCAAGGAAUAAGAGUAAGAUAGAUGGGAAGGAAAAUGAGUGUAAUAUAGAUACAAACAGUGUAAUGGACUUCAUAGAGAAACAAUAUUUAAUUGAUGGUGUACUAUACAAUAUCACAGAAACUCCUCAUAAUCACGAAAGACUUCGAAAAGAUCCUGAUUUUGCAUCACAAUACGUACAUCGUAAUGUUUUUGAUUUGAAAUCCUCACAAUCUGUCAUGGAAACUGAUAAUGAAAAUUUGGAUGACUAUAGUUAUACCGAUGAGACAUUACAGGAUAUUUCUAAUAAUGAUAUGGAAGUACAGGAGACACGGGAUAUUUCAAGUGAAGAAAUUGGAGUUUUUAAAUGGCCACAUGAAGCUAUUCUUCUAUUGCUAGAGGAAUAUAAUUUGAGACAAAAUGAUUUUGUAACGGGAAAAACAUCUCAAAAAAAAGUAUGGUCUUUAAUUGCGGACGAAAUGGUGAAGCAUGGACAUAAAGUUACAGGAGCACAAUGUUUAUCUAAAUUCUCUGGACUAAAACGAACUUAUAAAGCUGUUAAAGAUCACAAUAAUAAAUCCGGCAAUGGAACGCGAUCAUGGCCAUAUUUUUCUCAUAUGGAUACUUUACUAGGUUCAAAACCGUUUAUGUCUCCCGUGACUACUAUCUCGUCUACUGGUAAACGAACCCAAUCUGAUUCUAGUAUAUCCAGUGGAAAUAGCUGCUUGGACACAGCAAAUGAAAAGCCAAAGAAACUUCAGAAAACGUCUUACGCAGAAACAUUAAUGGAAGACUUAAAAGAAGAAAGAAAGAUAGCCGAAGAAGCUACUGAAAAAAGACACAAAGAAAACAUGGAAAUACGUUUGAGAUUUCUUGCUUCGUUGGAAAAAAUGGUUAGCAUUAUGGAAAAAAAGUAAUAUCGAUAUUCAUUAUCAAUGUGCUUAGUUUAUAUGGAUUAUUUAAUAGCAUAUCAAACAUUAAGUCUGUUUCUUUGAUUGGUGAAGAGUUUAUAAAUUUAUACUUGGAGAAGCAGAUUUAGUAUUUAAUACGUGUAUUGAAUCAGUAUAAACUAAGCCAAUGUCAUUAAUAUUGACUUUUUUUUACAUAUGCGAAAUUGUUAAUCCAUCCACUGAAGUUGUUUGCAGUUGAAAAGUGAGAUAUAGUUCAGAAUAAGAUAUUCUAUGAUACUUAAAAUUUAUUUUUAUUUAUUAUUCUGUGAUUUACAAUGUGAAAGGCAAAAUAACAUUGCAAGUACCUAUAAAUCGAUAUAAUCGAUGCUGAUAUUUAGAGUAACACAUGAUAUUAGAGAAAAACAUAAAAAUAUCAGUUGAUAAGCUGUAUUACAUGUUAAUCUCCUUGUUCUAAGAAAUUAAUAACAUUCGUGAAAAAUUUUAUUUUGUUAUUAGUUUCCAAAAUACUUUU
This is a messenger RNA of Linepithema humile (Argentine ant), 2053 nucleotides long. The record is from RefSeq and is a predicted model, not a curated record. Lineage: Eukaryota; Metazoa; Arthropoda; Insecta; Hymenoptera; Formicidae.